UACCGAGGCUCCAGUCGCCAGUCGCCAGUUCGUUGUGCGGUGAGCGGCCGCGUUCUCUGACUCUGAGUUAGUACACGUUACAAUUUCUAGUGGAAGCACUUUCGCUAUCUGAUCUUCGAUAAUGCAGUGAAAUUCUACCUGUUUCUUUCCCGUGGAUAAGCCACGGCGGGAUUACAAGUUUCAAAAAUGCCGCAGUGGGCGAGCGCGGAGGGCGGGGGGUCCGAGGCGGCGGCACCGGACCAGAUGAUGUGCUAUGAAGACGAAACCUCAGAGUAUUGUGAGAAGAACGGCGAAGAUUUGAAAAUAGAACAGGCUGGUGAUUUCUACGACAGCGGCAGCGGCAGCGAUGAGCAGGUGCCAAGACGGGUGUGCCGGCCUCGUCGCACUCCAGUCAGCUCCUCAUCAUCAGGAACCACCAGCAGCUCAGGACCUGGCAGACGCCGCCGAUGUGGAAUAUCAGCCCGGGAACGCAACCUGCGACGGUUGGAAAGCAACGAGCGGGAACGAAUGCGCAUGCACUCACUCAAUCGCGCGUUUGAGGAUUUACGGCGGGUGAUUCCUCACGUGAAGAAGGAUAAUCGUAGUCUCUCUAAAAUUGAAACUUUAACUCUUGCCAAAAAUUACGUGAAAGCCCUCACAAAUGCGAUAUGCACCAUGAGAGGGGAGGUGCCUCGAUACCAAUUCAACAGUGAAGAUGAAAAUGUUGAACCAGUAUUUGUUUUAAGCAGAGAUCAAGAGCAGAACAAUAAUGUGCCAAACGACCAAGAAGAAGAUCCGUCGAGUCCGACAGCUAAUAGCCUCUGACAUUAGAUGGAGUGAGAGCAAACGCUCACUGAUAUAAGACAGUUUUAAGUCAGACCAAGCAAGACAAAAUUUUGUUGGUGUGUGCAUCUCUAUGUAUCUAAAAUAUACACAAACCAAACAAAUUUCGUUUGUAUGUGUAACGUCUAUAGUCUAUCUUAAGACUGUCUCGUCUCAAGUGAGCGAGGACUCUAAAAUCUACGCUAAAAAGACAGAAGCUACUGAAGCAAAGACUUGACUGAGGUCCUUGUAUUUUAAAUACUCCGUUCCGUUAGUCAUUGCAGGCAUCACCAAAAUCAUUUUUUGUACUUGUCUCUUUUUGUACUUGUUGAGAUAGGUACAUAAUCUUUUUUUUAUCUGAGGAUUUACAACUCUACAAGGAUGUUUUGGCGUUUAAAAUCUGAGGUUUUGCCGCUAUAUUGUAAAGUGCUACUUGGGAAAAUCCUGUCAAUAUUAACUAUAGGUCUACCAGAAUCUGAUGGCAAAAAAAUGGAAAAAAGAAAUUG
Molecule: messenger RNA, 1307 nt
Organism: Aricia agestis (brown argus)
Lineage: Eukaryota; Metazoa; Arthropoda; Insecta; Lepidoptera; Lycaenidae
Gene: dimm
Product: protein dimmed-like
Exons: 5
Coding region: 187-804 (205 amino acids)
Molecular function (GO): protein dimerization activity
Source: RefSeq, a predicted model, not a curated record